AUGAUGAAGAAUUUCAGUAUGAACAAGGUGCUGGGCACCAUAAAAAAGCGAAAUACCUCGGACAGCACCACCGACAUCCCAGCCGUUGUAGAUCCUGCAACUGAACAACCCCAAGACACUGCUGCGCGCUGUGUGAAAGCCUUUUGCGAAUCAAGAGGAAGCUCCACGGGCGACGAUGUCAUCUACCUACCUGCUAUCGUCGAAGCCGCCGUUGCCUCGCCUGUCGCAGCGACCGAGUCCGCCCGAUUGAUCCGCAAGUUCCUGAGCCGCGACUACUGGAGCAGGCCGGCGUGUCAGUACAAUGCCAUCAUGCUCAUCCGCAUCCUCUCCGACAACCCCGGCCCUGGGUUCACCAGAAACUUCGACAAGAAGUUCGUCGAUGUUUGCAAGGAUUUGUUACGCACCGGUCGCGAUUCCAGCGUUAGGCAGCUGUUGAUGGAGACAUUGGACACGUUCGAGACAUCCAAGGGGUACGACGAGGGGCUGAACCUCAUCAUCGCCAUGUGGCAGAAGGAAAAGAAGAAGGCCUACGAAGCAUACUCAACCACACCAUCCACCUACGCCACCCCCCGCAACCACAACGUGCCCCCCUACCCCCAGCAGUACCCCCAACAACCCCCUUCGCAAUACCCCCAAUCCCCUCACCACCACAGCCACCACCACUCCUCUUCCCGAUCCAGUCGCCACCGCCUGCCCGACCCCAUCGAACUCGCCAAUCGCCUCGAGGAAGCCCGCACCUCAGCCAAACUCCUCGAACAGCUCGUCGCCUCCACGCCCACCCAAGAAGUCCUCGCCAACGAUCUCAUCAAGGAGUUCUCCGAGCGCUGCACUGGCGCCAGCAAGUCCAUCCAGGGGUACAUGUCCUGCGAGAACCCCGCACCGGACAACGACACGAUGGAGUCCCUCAUCGACACCAACGAGCAGCUCCAGCAAGCCCUCAACCAGCACCACCGCGCCGUCCUCCAAGCCAAGAAACACCUCGGCGAGGCCAGAUCGGACAACAACACCCCCGUUUCCCCCUCGAGCCAACAAGACCAACCCCCUGUCCCGCCCAGAAAACCAAUGGGGAGUGGCUAUGGUGGGAACGGGUUUGGGGUAGCAGGCGGCGCGGGGUUUGGACCGUCAGGGUCGAGUUCAAGAAGCAACAGUAAUGGAAAGGGGAAGGCAUCUGCCGAACCGUCGUACCGGACGAAUAACCCCAACCCGGCGUAUGGACCUUCGGCGAGUAUGGCUGGGCCGUCGAGGUCGAAUACGGGUACUCCUGCGCAGCAGGAGGAUGAUCCGUUCCGUGAUCCUGAGCCGAGACUCUCGACGAACAAUAGAAGAGUCAGCGAGGAUGAGACGCCUAGGUUGGGGUAUGAGCCUUUUCAUCCCGGGUUUGGAGGGGGAGGGGCAGGGAACGGGAGUGCAGGGGAGCAGGUAGGGGCAGGGCCGUCCUCGAAGAAGAACAAGGAUGUUGAGCCGGUGACGCCCAUAUCGGAUGCGACGGAGGAGCAGGAGGAUGCGUACACUCGGGCCGCGAGGGAGAGGCCGACAGCUGGGGGGAGUGGGAGUGAGCAGGUGGUGAAGGACCCGGGGCCGCUGUACAGGUACUAGACUGCGACUCGGGCCGAGAAGCGGGAAGAGGCAGUUGUGAUGGUCGGGUAGGAGCUGGGAGAGAG
Messenger RNA from Podospora pseudocomata, 1661 nucleotides. RefSeq lists its product as uncharacterized. The record is from RefSeq and is a predicted model, not a curated record. The coding region runs from base 1 to 1596 and encodes 531 amino acids. NCBI's taxonomy places the organism in Eukaryota, Fungi, Ascomycota, Sordariomycetes, Sordariales, Podosporaceae. Gene Ontology annotation, molecular function: ubiquitin binding; phosphatidylinositol binding. The transcript has 5 exons.